CUCAUGGGCAUGCUGGGCAGCCUGCAUUUUGAGCUGAAGUUCCGUCUGGAUGAGAGUGCUGCCAAUCUUCAGCACAAACAGGCUUUCCAGGAGCAGAGGUUCUCUCACUCUCUCUGAACCAUGCAUCUGUCCUGGGUUCUGCUGCUGACCUCAGUGUGUGUGCCGGGUGGUGAGACCAUGCCUCGCAUUCUAUGGCAGUUUGGUCAGUUAAUCACCUGCACGCAGCCCAACGUGAAUCCAUCAAUUUACGACAACUACGGCUGUUACUGUGGGGUUUCUGAAUCUGGCUCUCCCAAAGACCAAAUCGAUCAGUGCUGUGCCGUGCAUGAUAAGUGCUACGGAAAUGCUAGGAAGCUUCCAGAAUGUUCUCCUUACACAUAUCAGCCAUUUAUCAAAGGGUACUUCUUCAGCUGCUCUGCUAAAACCAUCACCUGUUCAGCCUUCAAUGAUAAAUGCCAGGCUACAGUGUGUGAUUGUGACCGAGUCGCUGCAAACUGCUUUGCCCGGUAUCAAAACUCUUACAACAACAACUACAAAAACCUUUCGAAAAAAGCGUGCAAGGAAUAAGAGAUGCCCCUGAAGACGACACACUGACACAUCUUUAUCAACGUAACACCACAUUGACUCAAUCUCCAUCCACUUAACACCUUGCCUGUCUCUACCAAGUACACACCAAACUCACUCCACUCCAUCAACUAAACACCACAAUCCCACCACAUGCACUCCAUCUUCUCAAGAAAAUAAACAACACAUUGACUCCAUUUCCACCAACCCCACCCUGAGUUCUUCUCCAAUAUCUAAACACCACACACACUCUGUUUACAUGACCUAAACACAAAGUGCACAGAAAGA
Messenger RNA from Clarias gariepinus (North African catfish), 852 nucleotides. RefSeq names its product phospholipase A2-like. NCBI's taxonomy places the organism in Eukaryota, Metazoa, Chordata, Actinopteri, Siluriformes, Clariidae. Bases 121 to 567 code for a protein of 148 amino acids. Gene Ontology annotation, biological process: phospholipid metabolic process; arachidonate secretion; lipid catabolic process. The transcript has 5 exons. Gene Ontology annotation, molecular function: phospholipid binding; calcium ion binding. The record is from RefSeq and is a predicted model, not a curated record.